Messenger RNA from Coregonus sp. 'balchen', 14234 nucleotides. NCBI's taxonomy places the organism in Eukaryota, Metazoa, Chordata, Actinopteri, Salmoniformes, Salmonidae. The record is from the annotation of a GenBank genome assembly.
CAGAUUUGUAAAAAAAAAUGUAAACAAACAACUGGGAAAUCAAUUGUGUUCGUGACAUUUAAUGCUAAGGCGAAGACAACUUUGAUUGGGAAAGGUUGUAGCUUGAUAGCUACGUUUGUCAUUUUACUUUAAUUGUUUAUGCAAAACAUAAAUGGCCAGUCUGAUAGUCGGAUGUAGUUGUCAAGGUAGCCCAAGGAAAUUGCGUCAGUUUUUCCUCGACAUACUGAUUAAGGUUGGUUGGUUGUAUGGAUCAUUAAUUAGCUAGCUAUACGAGCAUAAUAUAAGUGUCUGUUUAUGGCAAAACUUGAGUUGAUUAGCUGCUCAACUGCAUCGACGCUCGGUCGACGGUUGCUAGCGCGGAGGUGGAUCCGCCUGUCAUUGUCGUGAGUGCGGUGUGUGAUGCUGCACUUCAGCGCCAGGCUGUGCUGUGUUGUUAGGCCGCUAGCGAGUUUGUGUUGAUUUUGCACUGACAGUGCUAAAUGUGUAAAGUGUAUAGUCAUUGCAAAUUGUGUAGCAGUAACUAGUAUCCCUCUAGCGUUAUGCCAAAGUUUGGAUGGAAACGUUAUUACUGUUAUGGUCUUGCUCUCGACAAGACUGGCUAUGCAGUUAGCUAGCUACUGUAACUAGCUUAGCCUAUCUAGCACGACGUUUGCAGGCUAACUAGCAAGCUAAGUGUUGUUAACAUCACUAGCAGCAGUUGGUCUACAACAACUUAUGCAGCUUAGCUAGCUAAGUUGCUGAUAUCACUUGCUAUAUCAAUUUACGCAAUAUGAUAAACGGUUAACCAAAGCCAGGCAGUUGACAGGUAAGCUAGUGUGACGGGCAUCGGGUGUUGACUGCUGAUUGUAGCCCAAAGGCCGGUAGAUGGCGCUUUCGAAACGACUCAAUAUCGCCAUCUGCCGGCCUUUGGGUUAUGCUGAUUGUAGUGACUGUCGAAACUGUUCUGACUUGACACUGACAGUUUACGUGGUCUACUACUAGACCUCUACGUAUCUCAAGUAGGUUUGGAUUAGUUAGCUAGUAAAUAGUCUGUAGAUUUUCCACUGCUAUUUUCAGGUUGUCUGACUGCAUUUCAUCUCCCUAGGCCCCAAUCUAAUAGCCUACAGUGAAGGCUCAGGCUGUCGUAAUGUCGGAGCCCAAGGCACCCACCCCGACUCCGGCUGGAGACACAUACAAAGGAUGGCUAUUCAAAUGGACGAAUUACAUCAAGGGCUACCAGCGACGAUGGUUCGUCUUGAGCAACGGUUUACUAUCUUACUACAGGUAAGAAUGGGGCGAGAUGGGGUGACAUGACAUAGUACCUCUUUGCAUCCUCUGUAACAGAUAAGACUAACAGUUACCAGAAAAAUUUCCAGCAGUUCUGUUAACAACAGUAAGGGCAGGUGGGAGCGAAGGACACUGUGCUAGCUAGCUUGUUAGCUAGGAGGACUCUGGUACACAGCAGGCGGGGGCAACACCUGUAGCUAGGUCCUAGGAUACCGGUAGACAGUGUCCUUAGCCCCUGAAAAACUCUGAUAAUACUUUUAUUUCCCCUUUGACCCACAUUUUAAUCGCCUAGACAAUCAAGGGAAAUCCCAAAAUAUCAAAAGUGUCACACAAGCAUGAAGAUGGUGUGCUUGAGGGGGGGGCGUUCCUACAGAUGCCGGAAUGCCACCAUGCAGGAACGCCCUGAAUUGCGGGCUGCAAUCACACGCUAUUGGAAAAAUCUAGAAGAAUGCCAUUGUUAUCCAGGGAUAUGGCUACGGUCAUUUUGUCACUGUCAAUAUAUAAACGGUUACAUUAUAGCUGUGAUUUGCUCUGUGUUGCGUUGACAUUUCCCCUGCACUACAAGGUGAAUACAACUUGCUCUCCUUUAUCAUGAGUUUUGACUAUGGCGCACAGUAUCAUAAAGAAAUUGAAGCUAGAGGUCAUCAUGGAUUCCCUGUGUAACUCUUUGCGAUUUAAUGGUGUCACAAUAUUGCAUGACUCAUCUCCGUUUUGCUUGCCACAGAGGUGUGUCUGAAUACUUAGUGUGUUUUCAGCUCUGUGGGGGGAGUCAUCAUGUCUUCACAGGGCUGUGUAAUAUGACUCGUGUUUGUUUAAUGAGUUUUGGAGACAGACGUAGCUGUGUACCAUUCACCUCCCACUCCAAGCACGCUGUGUGUGUGUUGUGUGAACAGUACUGUUUGCCUAACAAUUUAGAGUCUGGUGAUAAGCACAUCCAACAAUUCACACACUUUUCAUGUUCCUAUCUCUGAGUCUUUUUCCAAUGAGGUUGUUUUCUCUCGAGUAACUUGCCAAGAGUGCAUUUAGCAAGACAUUUGCUCAAAGGUUUUUGCAAUCAUGCAAAAUUGCCAAACCAGAAAUGGUGCAAUGAAAUGUUUUUCCAACACUAGGCUAGAUUGCGCCUGAGAUAACAUAGCUGUAUUGGACAGAUUCCUUUGUUCCAUAUGAACAAAUUAGUUAGGUAACAAUAGCCAAUAGUCCACACUGAACCAUCAGUCAGCUGGUUUCUAUUGCCACGCUUCCCUGUAGUCUGAGUAUUGGGUCCCCCCCUCCUCUUUGCUGGUGUAAUCUUAAUGGUUCCUGGUUAAACUGGCUGUAAUCAGAUACCUUUACUUAAUGGAAUGUCAAAGAAAACAUUAAUGUGGAACAGAGAGCAUUGUUGUCCAAAAUUAGGUUACUCAAUUUUGCUCGAACUAGCCUAAGGCUGCCUCAGUCUGAACAUAUUCCCUAGUCUCUAUCCCUAUUUCUGGUGUUUGCAGAAGAAAAGAAACCGGGUAGGUGAAAUUGUCUUCCAGUAGGCUUAGAGAAGCUUCUGCCAUAUUGCUUCCUAUAUGGUUCCUUGAUGAGCAAACACUGAAGGGGACCAGGUUAGGGGUCUAGGGGAUGUUUUUGGACCAGCCGUACAAGCAAGAGUUGACUGGAUAAGGAGCUGGUUCAGGAGUUGACUGGUAACGGAAUUGACUGGUUACAGAGUUGACUUUUUCAGGAGUUGACACUAGUUAAACCCACCCCUCUCUCUCUCUGUUUCUCCCCAGGACCCAGGCGGAGAUGGGCCACACGUGCCGGGGCACCAUCAACCUGGCCACAGCCAACAUCGCGGUGGAGGACUCGUGCAACUUUGUCAUCUCCAACGGCGGGGCGCAGACCUACCACCUGAAGGCCAGCUCUGAGGUGGAGCGGCAGCGCUGGAUCACCGCCCUAGAGCUGGCCAAGGCCAAGGCGGUCCGCAAUCAGGCUGAGUCUGGUGAGGGAAGGAGAGGAGGAGGAAGGGAUUUGUCUGUGAUGGGUACAGAGAGAGGGUACGGGAAGGAGGGUUGAGGGGGGGCUGUCUGAGUGGAGUGUAUACUGUAUGUGUUUCUUCAUGUUCCUUUGAGAAAGAGGAGGUUAUUUUACAGUUUACUGUAUAACCCCCAGUAAAAGUGAUGGGGUGGGGCUAUCAUUCUGAUAGAAUGUAAAAAAAUAAAUAAUGUUUUGUCAUCUUUCAGCCAAUCAACAUUCAGGUCUCGACCCACCCAGUGUGUGUGUGUGUAUGUAUGUAUGUAUAUAUAUAUAUAUACUACCGGUCAAAAGUUUUAGAACACCUACUCAUUCAAGGGUUUUUCUUUAUUUGUACUAUUUUCUACAUUCUACACUUUUUUGGUUACUACAUGAUUCCAUAUGUGUUAUUUCAUAGUUUUGAUGUCUUCACUAUUAUUCUACAAUGUAGAAAAUAGUAAAAAUUAAGUAAAACCCUUGAAUGAGUAGGUGUGUCCAAACUUGUAACUGGUACUAUCUGUGUGUGUGUGUGUGUGUGUUCAACCCUUUCCUUUCUCUCUUCUCCAGACGACUCUGGUGAUGAGUGUCCCACGUCACCCCCUACCUCGGGACAGGCCGGAGGGGCACGUAACUCUAACUCAGAGGUCCAGUCCACACUACGCACGCUGGGCAGCAAGGUGGAAGACCUGAGCACCUGCAAUGACCUCAUUGCCAAGCACGGCUCCGCCCUCCAAAGGUCAGGGGUCAACCCAUCACUCUCACACAAACCUUACAAUAAACAACUGGUUGAAUCCCCAUGUAUAGACAACGAUAGUAAUGGAAGAUAACUUUGACCACACACAUAGAACACAUCAAUGGAUGCAAAAAGCUAUUGCUCUGUUCUAUCCUUACAAGCACAUAGUAACUGGUUGGCCAGAUAAGGGCUAAGAUUUUGUUAUGGACCAGAUAUUUGUCUUGGUUGCAGAGUAGUCUUGAGUGAAUAAACAAAUGAGAUGUACUACAUACGAAAGGGAUGCGCUGAGGGGAUGGGUUGAAGGGACUGGCUUACGCUCCUUGGCUGUGCCUCUGUCCUAGGUCCCUGUCAGAGCUGGAGGGGGUGCGGCUGGGAGGCGACACGGAUGGCAAGAUCCGGCAGGUGACGGAGAGAGCCACGUUGUUCCGCAUCACCUCCAACGCUAUGAUCAACGUACGUGUUGAUGUUAUAGUUUUUAUAGUAUGCAAAGGCUAAACUGGUUUACAAAGCAUUGUACAUAGAAUACAGUGUAGGUCUAAUAAUAAAGUAAAGACAGCUGUACCUUGACUGUUACACAAACAUUUACAAGGCUUUGUGGUGUUGUAUGAAUGUUCUUAAAGCGUUUCUGUGACGUUUCCCUGACAUUCCUCUAACGUUCCUCCCCCCAGGCGUGCAGAGACUUCCUGGCCCUGGCCCAGGCCCACAGUAAGCGGUGGCAGAAAGCCUUGCAUUCGGAGCGGGACCAGAGGAUAAGGCUGGAGGAAACAUUGGAGCAGCUAGCUAAGCAACACAACCACCUGGAGAGGGCCUUCAGAGGGGCCACCGUACUGCCCCCUUCCCAGAGCAACCCCACCCUGGACAGCAAGAGUAAGGCAUCACCUCAGACCCCGAACAAACUGUUACAUUAACUCUGUGACCCCUUACCUUUAACCCCUAACUCCCAAACUGACUGUUAGCAUGCUAGUUAAGUCAACCAGUGAAUCUACAACCCCACUCUCGUUCAUAAUAUUUAGUUUUCUUCCUCUCUCUCAGGUUCGGGCUCAGUAAAGGGCGACGCGAGCGACGAGGAUGAUGAGAACGAGUUCUUUGACGCUAUGGAGGACCCAGCGUUCAUCACUGUACCGGCCGACCCCAAGUAUCAUAGGUCAGCACACCUUUACCUCUUUCUUUUUACUCUCUAUCUGUCUUGCCCUGUUUCUCGCUCUCUUCCUUCUCUCUCUCUCAACCUCUUUUUAUCAAUACAAAUGGCAUGGUAUUUUAUGAGUGAUAAACUGAGCUUUUAAAAGGCAAAACUGUAAUUGGGUCAAAUGCAAUUCUUUCUUUCUCUCUAUAUAUCUCUGUUUCUUUCUCUUCCACUCAGAAGGUCAGGAAGUAACGUCAGUGGUCUCAGCACUGAGACUGGAAUCGAUGACCAGUCGGUGAGUCUGUCACUGUGUUUUGAAGUUAAAUAUUUUUUUAGUUACUUGCUUUACUUGUCCCUUGAAAUAAAAAAAUUGUUUUGUUUGUUCUGCCUUCUUCUUUGGCCGCCCACAGCUUUGUGACGAGCAGUCGUUGGGGUCCAAUUCGGAGUCGCCCCAGUCCCUGGAGGUGGAGCCAGUGAGGAAGAGGCGGACCAAAAUCCCAGACAAGCCCAACUAUUCGCUGAACCUCUGGAGCAUCAUGAAGAACUGCAUCGGCAAGGAGCUCUCCAAGAUCCCCAUGCCUGUAAGAAACACGUGUGGUUGUGUGUGACUGUAGACUAUUGCAGCACACCCUAACCGUUGCUUUCAGCUCUGCAUUGUAUUGAACGAGUGCAGAAGGCAGGGAACGACUUUCUGGAGUGAAAUGCAUCUACAGGUAACUGCCAUGGAAAUACUUGAUUAAAUGAGGGAUACAAAGUAUAUUGAAAGCAGGUGCUUCCACACAGGAUGGUUCCUGAGUAUAUUAAGCAAUUAACAUCCCAUCAUGCUUAGGGUCAUGUAUAAAAAUGCCCAGUUGCCUAACUAUUUUGGCUACCAUGGCUAGAAGAAGAGAUCUGUGAUGUUGAAAGAGGGGUCUUAAAGGAGCAUAGGGGGUUUAAAGGGUGUGUGUGUGUGUGUGUGUGUGUGUGUGUGUGUGUGUCUCAGUCACAAGAUCUCAACCCAAUUGAACAUUUAUGGCAAAUUCUGGAGCGGUGCCUGAGACAGCGUUUUCCACCGCCAUCAACAAAACACCAAAUGAUGGAAUUUCUCGUGGAACAAUGGUGUUGGCUAUGAGGGGUGGCCAGUCCUCUUCUGGCUGUGCCGGGUGGAGAUUAUAACAGAACCAUGCCAAGAUGUUCAAAAAUGUUCAUAAGUGACAAGCAUGGUCAAAUAAUAAUCAGGAAUAAAUCUCAGUUGGCUUUUCAUAGCCGAUCAUUAAGAGUUGAAAACAGCAGGUCUGGGACAGGUAGGGGUUCCAUAACCGCAGGCAGAACAGUUGAAACUGGAAUAGCAGCAAGGCCAGGCGGACUGGGGACAGCAAGGAGUCACCACGGCCGGUAGUCCCGACGUAUGGUCCUAGGGCUCAGGUCUCUCAGUUGGCUUUUCAUAGCCGAUCAUUAAGAGUUGAAAACAGCAGGUCUGGGACAGGUAGGGGUUUCGUAGCCGCAGGCAGAACAGUUGAAACUGGAAUAGCAGCAAGGCCAGGCGGACUGGGGACAGCAAGGUGUCAUCAUGCCCGGUAGUCCUGACGUAUGGUCCUAGGGCUCAGGUUCUCAGAGAGAAAGAGACCCUCCAAUAGAGUUCCAGACACUUGUAGAAUCAAUCCCAAGGCGCAUUGACACUUUAUGUCAGUGUUCCUUUAUUUUGGCAGUUACCUGUAUUUUGCCCCUUCCAUUCAAAGUUUCCUUUCUUCCUCUCCCCCUUUUCUCCCCUUCUCAGGUGAACUUCAACGAACCAAUCUCCAUGCUCCAGCGUCUGUCCGAGGACUUAGAAUACUACGAGCUCCUAGAUAAGGCAGCUAAAUGCCAGAGCUCUCUGGAGCAGCUGUGCUACGUGGCUGCCUUCACCGUAUCGUCCUACUCUACUACGGUCCACCGCACAGGGAAACCCUUCAACCCCCUACUGGGGGAGACCUACGAACUGGACCGGCUGAGGGAGAGCGGCUACCGCUCACUGUGCGAACAGGUAAAGGAGGGAGGGGGGGACACGGGAUGACUGGUAGGAAAGAGAGGGAGGGUGGGCAAUGGGGAAUGACUGGUUGGGAAAGAGAGGAAUUGGAAAAACAGAAGGGGGGGAGAGGGGCUACAGGUUCAAAUGGGUGAGGGGCUAAGAGAGGGAGGGGGCAGAGAGAGAGUAGGAGAGAAGAAGCUUUGCAUCUACAGUGCUCCUUUACUGUCGAUGAUGUACAGAAAUGGCUAUAUGUUUUUAAAACCAAUACACAUUCAAUAAACCACGAAUUGACAUCACAACAAUUUGAUCAUAUCAAUCCGGUUUAUUACAAGUUGCAACAAGGAGACCCCUCCCAGAACAAAAGCAGAGCAGGCCCUUAAAUAUUAAUCACACAGCAUCAAAUGUUCUGUAAACACCAGCCCGAGAGGCUUGCAGGAAGUCGCAGCAUUAGCUGCGAAAGUGUCACAGAUCCAUUAUCACUGUCCUCGAAUCCAGUCUGGCGUCAAACAUUAACCAUAACAUUCAACACUGGCAGACAUUUGAUACUGGCAGUUAAACAGGUCAAAGGUAAGAACAUCAGUACUUGGUUACAACAGAUAAUUAUAUACUACUUAUUUAAAUAUAUUACUUAAACAUACAUGGUUAACUCCUGUUUCCCUUCCCCAAGGGAAUGCAUCUGUCUGCGUCUCCCCGCACAUACAGUAAUGUUUAUUACAUAUCAAUCCAUAUCAACAGUAAAUCAAAUACAGGAAAAUAAUUACUCAUUUACAAUUCCCACAGUACAUUUACAGAGAGGGCAUCUAUGGGUACAAACAGCCAGUUAGUCAGAGAACUGUCAAGAGUCACAGCGUUGUCAAUAACCUGUGGUGCUGAAACGUCCUGUUCUGCUGUAGCAUAUUCCAAUAGUCCGCCACAUAAUACCCAUAAAAACACGGAAAUGGUUCCAGUGGUCUUUCCGCCAUUCAUUUUUCACAUCGGGAAUUUUACAAAAAAAUCGAAUGAAUUGUGUGUUUGGUGUAUGCUUACCUUGGCGUGAUGUUUUGAUAGCCGUGAGUUUUAUCAAUAUAUUUGCCUCAAUUGCCUCAAUAAAAUGUGCUAUGCUAAUUAUUCAUAAAGUUACCUUGUCCGAGAGAGAUUUGCACGGUUAUCAAAACGUCACGCCAGGGUAAGCCUACACGAAACCCAGACCUUAUAUGAAGUAGUUCUAAAAUCCCAGAUGGAAAAAUGAAUGGUGAAAAAACGAUUGGAACCAUUUCUGGGUUUUAUGACUCAUGCUGUGGUACUCCAUUCCCUGGGGGAAUUACUGAGAGGAAAACACCUUCUAGUGGCAGCUGUGGGAAACAACUGCACUCUACUCCCACAUUCACACUCUUAUGAAACUAAUUUACAUAAAUUGUUUAAAUAUGUUGUUUUAGCCCAGCACAGCCACAUCUGACUCAAGUAAUCGGCUAAUCAUCAAGCCAUUGAUUAGUCGAAUCAGGUGUUUUAGUGCACAGUUAGAAAGAAAAAUGGUACCUUGUGGGUCCCCAGGACUGCAGUUGCGAAACACUGUGCUAAGUGACUCAAUUGUAAUAUAGCCCUACCCAAUCCUCCUCUAUCCCUUCCUCCAGGUGAGUCACCACCCGCCUGCAGCGGCUCAUCAUGCCAUCUCAGAGAGAGGCUGGACCCUCCGACAGGAGAUCUCCCUCGCCAGCAAGUUCAGGGGAAAAUACCUCUCCAUCAUGCCUCUGGGUAAGGCAGUGUGUGAGGACUGGUAGCUGCCAGCGAAUGUCUCCAUCAUACUCUUUUUAUUUUUUGUUUAGUUGGCAUUUUACAUCUUUGCUGUGGUGUAAUCAUCUUCCACAGGUUCUAUCCAAUGUAUGUUUGAGAAGAGCAACAAUCACUACUCGUGGAAGAAAGUCACUACAACAGUACACAACAUCAUUGUGGGCAAAUUGUGGAUCGACCAGGUAAGAAAAAUGUCACACUCAAUCUUUGGCAUAGACUCAUCCAGAUCCUACAAUGGGCGUUAGGAGAUUUUAGACCAAUUCCAAGUAUAAAAAAAACAUUCAAGAUUUAUUUUGGUGAACUACACAUUCCAUUCUCUCUCUGGUUUUCUCAGUCGGGAGAGAUAGACGUGGUGAACCACCAGACCGGCGACCGCUGCCAUCUCAAAUUCGCGCCCUACAGCUACUUCUCCAGAGACGUGGCCAGGAAGGUGACUGGCGUGGUGACAGACAAGGAGGGUAAGGCCCACUAUGUGCUGUCAGGGACGUGGGAUGAGAAGAUGGAGUUCUCCAGGGUGAUGCAGAGCAAUAAGGGAGAGAACGGCGCCGAGGGCAAACAGAAGACCGUCUACCAGACGCUCAAAGCCAAGGAGCUCUGGAAAAAGAACCCACUACCGUGAGUAGAGUGUGGGGGUGGGUGAGGUUGUGUGGGUGUGUUUUUGCUGAAGAGGUGCAGCAAACGAAAAAUACAUUUGGUGUGUCAAAGAACAUGGCUUUUUCAAUCAUCUCACCUUUGGUCUUUCUCUCUCUUUCCUAUCUGUCCCUUCCACUUCCUCCUCCUCUCUCUCUCUCUCUCUCUCUCUCUCCUCAUUUCCCUCUUUAUUUCCCAUCCUCUCUCUUCCUCCCAUCUGCAGUGAGGGAGCGGAGACCAUGUACUACUUCUCGUCGCUGGCGCUGACGCUCAACGAGCCCGAGGAGGGCGUGGCGCCCACCGACAGCCGGCGGCGGCCCGACCAGCAGCUGAUGGAGGCGGGCCGGUGGGACGAGGCCAACGCCGAGAAGCAACGGCUGGAGGAGAAGCAGAGGGGCGUCCGCCGCGAGAGGGAGAGAGAGGCCCAGCGCGCAGCCAACCUGCCCGAGGAGGGGGCAGAGGGGGUGGAGGUAGCAGAGGACGGUAAGAAAGAGGGGGGGGCGAGGGAAGGAGGUGCAAGAAGGGCUACGUCCCAAUUAUCUCUCCUUCCUUAGUGUUCACUUGUUGACUUUCCUAUACUUAUUUGAAAGGAAAUGACUGGUAUAAGAAACAUGGUGGAGAUGCCCACUAACCAAUGCCUCACCAAUCCAAUGUGUGAAGUAGUAAACAAGUGCAGGAUAUUAUUGGGACGUGCCCAAGAUGGGAGCAAGAUUCAUUUCUUGUGCUUGUGAGUAAGCAAGUACUCCCCAUUAACUUGAAUGAGGAGUCUGUGCUCUUUGGCUUCUAUUGUAGCUAGAGAGAGGGAAAUGAGAUGGAGGCAGGUUUGAGGGAAGAAAAAGUGAGUGUCGUCCUAGAGCUGUCUGUGUUCAUAUUCUGUCUACCAGUCUGUCCCUUUCUCCUCUUGUACAGUUGAAAUCGGAAGUUUACAUACACCUUAGCCAAAUACAUUUAAACUCAGUUUUUCACGAUUCCUGACAUUUAAUCCUAGUAGAAAUUCCCUGUCUUAGGUCAGUUAGGAUCACCACUUUAUUUUAAGAAUGUGAAAUGUCAGAAUAAUAAGAGAGAAUGAUUUAUUGCAGCUUUUAUUUCUUUCAUCACAUUCCCAGUGGGUCAGAAGUUUACAUACACUCAAUUAGUAUUUGGUAGCUUUGCCUUUAAAUUGUUUAACUUGGGUCAAACGUUUCGGGUAGCCUUCCACAAGCUUCCCACAAUAAGUUUGGUGAAUUUUGGCCAGUUCCUCCUGACAGAGCUGGUGUAACUGAGUCAGGUUUGUAAUCCUCCUUGCUCGCACACGCUUUUUCAGUUCUGCCCACAAAUGUUCUAUAGGAUUGAGGUCAGGGCUUUGUGAUGGCCACUCCAAUACCUUGACUUUGUUGUCCUUAAUCAAUUUUGCCACAACUUUGGAAGUAUGCUUGGGGUCAUUGUCCAUUUGGAAGACCCAUUUGCGACCAAGCUUUAACUUCCUGACUGAUGUCUUGAAAUGUUGCUUCAAUAUAUCCACAUAAUUUUCCUUCCUCAUGAUGCCAUCUAUUUUGUGAAGUGCACCAGUCCCUCCUGCAGCAAAGCACCCCCAUAGAAUGAUGCUGCCACCCCCGUGCUUCACGGUUGGGAUGGUGUUCUUUGGCUUGCAAGCCACCCCCCUUUUCCUCCAAACAUAACGAUGGUCAUUAUGGCCAAACAGUUCUAUUUUUGUUUCAUCAGACCAGAGGAAAUUUCUCCAAAAAGUACGAUCUUUGUCCCCAUGUGCAGUUGCAAACCAUAGUCUGGCUUUUUUAUGGCGGUUUUGGAGCAGUGACUUCUUCCUUGCUGAGCGGCCUUUCAGGUUAUGUCGAUAUAGGACUCGUUUUACUAUGGAUAUAGAUACUUUUGUACCUGUUUCCUCCAGCAUCUUCACAAGGUCCCUUUGCUGCUGUUCUGGGAUUGAUUGCACUUUUCGCACCAAAGUAUGUUAAUCUCUAGGAGACAACGCGUCUCCUUCCUGAGCGGUAUGACGGCUGCGUGGUCCCAUGGUGUUUAUACUUGCGUACUAUUGUUUGUACAGAUGAACGUGGUACCUUCAGGCGUUUGGAAAUUGCUCCCAAGGAUGAACCAGACUUGUGGAGGUCUACAAUUUUUUUUCUGAGGUCUUGGCUGAUUUUGUUUGGAUUUUCCCAUGAGGCACUGAGUUUGAAGGUAGGCCUUGAAAUACAUUCACAGGUACACCUCCAAUUGACGUCAAUUAGCCUAUCAGAAGAUUCUAAAGCCAUGACAUCAUUUUCUGGAAUUUUCCAAGCUGUUUAAAGGCACAGUCAACUUAGUGUAUGUAAAUUUCUGACCCACUGGAAAUGUGAUACAGUGAAAUAAUCUGUCUGUAAACAAUUGUUGGAAAAAGUACUUGUGUUAUGCACAGAGUUAGAUGUCCUAACCGACUUGCCAAAACUAUAGUUUGUUAACAAGAAAUGUGUGGAGUGGUUGAAAAACGUUUUAAUGACUCCAACCUAAGUGUAUGUAAACUUCUGACUUCAACUGUAUAUGUCUGUCUGUCUGUCUUUCACACGUUUGUCUGUCUCUCUGUCCCCCAAGCUGUCAUUGAGGACUCUUUCAUCACUGACUCGCCUUUGAAAAGCAAGUACUCCUCUCUUCCUCGUCUUUUCUCCCUAUUGUCUCACUCUACCUUUACUCUCUCUCUCACACAAACGAUCCAAUCCACUUUUCACAAGGUAGGUGUAUUUAAUACCUCUGACUAUCCAUCACCUCAUCUCAUAAUUUCCCGCUUUCUUUGUUCAUCCAUCCUUGGUUUGUGCUGUGUUCAGCCGAUGCAGUGGAGAUUGGUACGGAAGCGAGCCAUGCUUCAGAUGAAAGCAAGUACCACUAACUCCCCCCUUUCCUCUGUCCAUCUUCCUCGCUUUCUCCACCCUUUCGCUCUCUUAUUCCCUCCCUUUCUGACACUUGAUCCGUCUAUCACUUUCCGUUUAGAUUGUGUGUGUGUGUGUGUGUGUGUGUGUAUAUAGACAAAGGUAGUUAGACAAAUACUAGCUAGCUAGCUUUCUUGUGAUGCAAAUAUGCUAGUCAAUCAAAACCAGGGUCGUAUUCAUUAGUGCACACUGUAGCAAAAUGUUUAGCAACAAAAACAAGAGUUUCUUAUUGGACAAGUUCAGGAAGUCCCCUCCCUGUUUCGGGACGUUUUUCUACCUACGCUGUCUAUUGAAUACAACCCAGAUUUCCAGGCUAUGCCUAGAAACGACUUGUUCUUGUGCUGUGAAAUGCACAUUUGAAUUCUAAUACUCAAUAGAGGAAUGUUUAAAGUAUGUUUUGAAAACUAUUUUUGAUAUGCAGCAAUGUCCAGUGGUGGCAAACAGCUCAGUAGCGUAGUAAAAGUAGGCUAGCUUUAAUUUUGCACAUCACACCAGUAAGUAUCAUCGUAUAUUAAAUACAUUUAUUUGGUUAGGUUGUAGGUUCUUUUUUUAUGGACAGUCUUCUUUCCCCUCUUCUUUUCAUCAUUUUAUUCCUUUCUUGUCAAUUUUUCAUGUUCCUCUCUCCCCCUUCAGCGGACCCAGAUGAUUCUCCACCUCACACUCCAAGCAAGUAGCCCUCUACUCUCUUCCUCUCUAUACCACUGUCUAUUUCUAUCCACACACUCACAUACUCAUCUGUCAGUCUUCCCUUUUGCAGCCCCACGUGGUCCGCCCCUCUCAGAGUAUCAAAGCAAGUAUUAAUAGUUUGGGACACACACACAUGAUUUCAUUCUCACACCUAUUUAGAUGCAUUUUCCACAUCAACCAUCAUAUCUUUACAUCUUGUUCCCCCCCCCCCCAGUGGAUGACAUGGAAGGUCAUUAUGGAGCUGCGGUCAAAAGCAAGUAACGCCAGUGUUGUUCUUUCUCUCAGUCUCCUCCUCUGUUGUUAUUUGUCUGUAGUUUGUGUCUCCUUCCUAUUAGAAGCUCUAGUAGUUGCAGUAUCACUUGUUUGAGAAAUACUAGUUCCCAAAGUCUCACGGCGUUCGUAUGUGUGAAAUCUUGUAGCACUAGAAAUGAACUCUGGGAACUAUUGUAGCUAGACACCACCAUACUGCAGCAAUGUUGUCCUUGUCACCGUAUUGUUCUAAUGUUCCGGUUCUCCAGGAUCAUACCAAAGAGGGAUGAGCCAAUACUGUCAUAAUCAUUGCUCAAGCAGUGACAGAAAACCCCUGAUCUCAUCCUUCUUUUAUAUGGUCUUGAUGCAGAAGUUCCUUUCCCAAAGCUUCCAUGGCUGGUCCUCAACAUCUAUUCUUUCAAUAGAUUAACUCAUUCUUUUUCUUGUUAUUUCCGUCAGGCGUCCACCAGGACAACUAUGAGGCGAUGUGGUUCGAGCGGACCGAGGACGCCGUCACGGGAGAGUCCAUGCACGUCUACAAGGGGGGCUACUGGGAGGCGAAGGACCUCGGCAACUGGGACAUGUGCCCCGAUAUAUAUUGAUCCCCCCCCCAUCAGCAAAUUGUACUAACCCAGGCAUUUGGAACAUGGAAGGCCAAGCCACCCUUUUUCCCCAAUUGAAGAAGGGGCAAACUGGGUAUCGACACUGUUUAACCCCAACCCUCCCUCUUUCAGGAUAGAUUUUGGGUUGUAAUGGUACCUCUCCCCUAUCACUCUCUGUGAGGAUGGUGUGCAUAGGGGCUGUGAGACCCUGCAGGACAGUAGGAAAGUGCAACCGGACAGGGGGACAGACCUGCUUUCUUCUGCCUUCAUCUUCCGUGUAGGGUCAAGUUGCCCCUAGAUGCUGAUCUGGGAUCAGUUUUGC